Halichondria panicea is the source of this 1846-nucleotide messenger RNA. Its product is annotated as adhesion G-protein coupled receptor G2-like. Gene Ontology annotation, biological process: G protein-coupled receptor signaling pathway; cell surface receptor signaling pathway. The transcript has 4 exons. The record is from RefSeq and is a predicted model, not a curated record. Bases 181 to 1599 code for a protein of 472 amino acids. NCBI's taxonomy places the organism in Eukaryota, Metazoa, Porifera, Demospongiae, Suberitida, Halichondriidae. Gene Ontology annotation, cellular component: membrane. Gene Ontology annotation, molecular function: G protein-coupled receptor activity.
UUGUGUUAUAUUAUAGCGACUCAAUGAAUCGUUACUAACAGUAACUCUAUCUUUUAAAUUCAGGAUUUCUGCCCAAAUCCUGGAGGUUGUGAACCACUGCCAAUAAAAUUACAACUAGCAUUAGACUAUUUUUCUUGGAUUGGAGCUUCAUUGUCUAUCAUUGGAUUGAUUCUUACUCUAAUGACAUUGCUUGGAUUUAAGAAACUGCGUCAGAGAGAUGCUUCCAAGUAUCACAUCCAGUUGUGUCUUGCAAUGUUGCUAUCACUCAUUUUCUUUCUUAUUGGAAUUGAGGCAAAAAUAUAUACAGGCACCUGUGUUGCAGUAGCAGGACUAGUACAGUACUUCAUCCUGGUUUCAUUCAUGUGGAUGGGUGCUGUUGCAUUGCUGAUGUUCCAGAAGUUGGUUAUUGUGUUUGUGAAUAUCACAACUAGGUUUAUUGUGAUCAUCUCCUUAAUUUGUUGGGGUGUUCCUGCAUUACUGGUUAUCCCUCUGACAGCAGCAAGCGGAGACCUGAUGAUUACGGUGACUAACGACAUGGAUAAUUGUACAAAGCAACCUACUGAAAACAAAACUAUUAGAUCUUGCUUUACUAGUGACCCAGGGAUAUUGUACGGAACACUUCUCGGUCCCAUAAUUGUGGUGAUUCUUUUCAAUUUCGUCAUAUUUUUCUGCAUACUUGUGGUUCUUUCCAAGCAUACAAAGAAGAAGUAUAAACGAGCUGUAAACCCUCGAAGAUUGGUAAUGAAAUUCGUAAUCAACAUCUUUGGCAUUGUGUCCUUGUAUGGUUUCACCUGGCUCUCUGCGUUUUUGGUAGCCACACAGGAAAGAACAGCAAACUAUACCUUUCAGGUAAUCUUCACCGUACUAAACUCUCUCCAGGGGUUUUUCUUGUUCAUCUUCUUCUGUGUUAUUAGUAAAGAUUCAAGAGAUGCUUGGAAAGGAAUCAUUUGUCGAGGAAGACCAAGAAGUAAGCCGACUAACAAGCAAAGUAGUAGUGGUCAUACUGGUCAAACUGGUCAAACAGCAAGUACUCUCGCUAGACGCCGCCAUGAUAGUACUAUGUCAUAUUCUACUUCCACAAUGGGAAGAAGAUACACUGGAGCAGACUCCAGCAUGAAGGGGACAUUAGAGAGGAGGCCCAGUACCAGUAUACUAGGCACAAGCUCAGUUGUGAGUACCCUCAACAAAAGAGACAUACAUUUGAGUAGCAUGCCUCAUGACAUUGCUGAAGAGCCUAAACUGAAUAAUGAAUACAUAAUCGCAAACGAAAAUACUGAAAUUGAAACUGAAUGCUACAUAACCGGCCCUACUACAAGUCCCAUUAUACCCAUGGAUGCUGAGGAAGGUGGUGCUUCUGUUAUCGAGAACGUGGAAGCAUUGAUUAAUGAUCAAGAUUGUCGUGGGAGAGAAAGCGGUGAAUACAUACAAACUGAUGGAGAGCUAAAUGCUGAGGAAGGUGGUGCUUCUGUUAUCGAGAACGUGGAAGCAUUGAUUACUGAUCAAGAUUGUCGUGGGAGAGAAAGCGGUGAACACAUACAAACUGAUGGAGAGCUAAAUAGCAAAUCCAUUUGCUCACAUUUAGACUUAACUUUACAGUAGCCCACAUAUUGAUGGGUUAAACUUAUGGUUAUAGGUGUGAAGUGUGCAUACUGACAGAAUAUGUAGAAUCUAUCUGGAGUGUGUUCAGUAAGCCAUAGCCGAUAUAAAUAACUAUUUAGUCUUGCAAGUCAGCCGUUUAUUUCAACUUCUGCGAGACUACAAAAAUUAAUAAACAAUAACAAAACCAAAGUUUGCAUUGCACAUGUACAAAGCACUAUAUAACAUGCAUGGACCUAGGUGAAAGUUA